Messenger RNA from Poeciliopsis prolifica (blackstripe livebearer), 5154 nucleotides. It is a transcript of the gene sec31b, whose product is annotated as SEC31 homolog B, COPII coat complex component. Gene Ontology annotation, molecular function: structural molecule activity; protein binding. Lineage: Eukaryota; Metazoa; Chordata; Actinopteri; Cyprinodontiformes; Poeciliidae. The record is from RefSeq and is a predicted model, not a curated record. Gene Ontology annotation, cellular component: COPII vesicle coat; endoplasmic reticulum exit site. Bases 242 to 3961 code for a protein of 1239 amino acids. The transcript is spliced from 24 exons. Gene Ontology annotation, biological process: endoplasmic reticulum to Golgi vesicle-mediated transport; endoplasmic reticulum organization; intracellular protein transport.
AAAAAAAUCAAUUCUGACAAUUGUACUAUCCCAGAUAUGGUUCAGGGCGUUAGUUCAGCUGAAAUUUGAGGCUAAAUAAAAUUGUCCCUGAAGGCGAUCCGUAGCUUAGUGACAACACGGCAGUAGCACUUUGGUCUGGGCUGCUAGCUUCGCUGAUAAGUAGCACUGGAGCGUGUAGACGCAAAUUGUCAAGCUGUGUAACACAGUUUACGCUUUGAAACUUUAACCUCUAUAGUGGAAGAUGAGGCUGAAGGAAAUUCAGAGGACUGCCCACCAGGCAUGGAGUCCUGCCGGACACCAUCCGAUCUACCUGGCCUUAGGAACAUCAGCACAACAGCUUGAUGCUUCUUUCAACACCACAGCUGCCAUAGAGAUAUUUGAGAUGGAUUUUGCUGACCCAUCUCUGGAGAUGCAGCUCAAGGGUUCAUUACCCACCACAAACAGGUUGCACAGCAUUGUAUGGGUAAAUUUUGGGACCACAGAAGAUGGGACUGGAGGGAGACUUGUUGGUGGAAGCGAAAAUGGCUCAUUGACUGUAUAUAACCCAGAGGCUAUCAUAAGUUCUGGAGCAGAAGCAGUUGUUGGGCAGUCUGACAAACACACAGGACCAGUCCGUGCACUUGAUUUUAACCCGUUCCAGAGUAAUCUUCUUGCCUCUGGAGCGAAUGACUCUGAGAUCUACAUCUGGGAUCUAAAUAACUUCAGCAGCCCAAUGACUCCAGGAGCAAAAACACAGCCCGUUGAAGACGUCAGUGUUGUGUCGUGGAACAGGCAGGUUCAGCACAUCCUGGCUUCUGCUAACCCCAGUGGGAAAGCGGUUGUGUGGGACUUGAGGAAGAAUGAGCCCAUCAUAAAGAUCAGUGAUCACAGCAACAGGAUGCAUUGUUCGGGAAUGCUGUGGCACCCUGAUGUGGCCACCCAGCUGGUGUUGGCCUCAGAAGAUGACCGACAGCCAGUCAUCCAGAUGUGGGACCUUCGCUUUGCGACGUCGCCCUUUAAAGUGCUGGAGAAUCAUAAGCGAGGAAUUUUGUCCAUUUCAUGGAGCCAGGCUGAUUCGGAGCUCCUCCUGAGUAGCGCUAAAGACAACAGGAUCCUCUGCUGGAAUCCAAACACUGGAGAGGUAAUUUAUGAGCUUCCAACAACAAACCAGUGGUGCUUUGAUGUCCAGUGGUGCCCCAGAAAUCCGGCCCUUCUUUCAGCAGCGUCAUUUGAUGGGAGAAUCACAGUUUACUCUGUGAUGGGAGGGAGCUUGAAGGCUCAGCAACAAAGCACAGCUGACAUGAUAUCCUCUUCAUUUGAUACAAUGGAUCCCUUUGGUACCGGACAAGUGCUGCCUCCUCUACAAGUUCCUCAGCCCAAUGUGCAGGAAACCAUCGUUCCUCCUCUGAAGAAGCCUCCUAAAUGGGUGCGCAGGCCAGUGGGAGCUUCCUUUGGGUUUGGUGGAAAAUUGAUAACCUUUGAGAAUUCAAAGCUUCCUCCGGUGCAAAGCCCCCAGCCUGUCCCCAGACAAGUGUUUGUGAGCCAGGUUACCACAGAGACAGAGUUCCUUCAGCGCUCCAGGGAACUUCAGGCGGCGCUGCAGUCGGGUUCCUUCAACAACUACUGCCAGGCCAAGAUUCAGAACGCCAAGUCGGAUGCAGAACAAGACAUAUGGAAAUUCCUGCUGGUCAACUUUGAGGACGAGGCCCGUAUUAAAUUCCUUAAACUUUUGGGUUUCAGCAAAGAUGAAUUGGAGAGAAAGAUUUCAAAAUGUCUGGGGAAGAAUUUUCAAUCCAACGGCCACGGAGUUGAUGCCAAAGAUCUUGCAGAGAAGAUGCAGCGUCUCACAACUGAGAGAUCAGAUGAAGCUGCAGCUGAUGCUAGAACCUCAGGGUCCAUUUCACCAGCAGACUUCUUCAGUCAUACUCCAAAGGACAACUCCACCUUCCAAAUUCCUGUAUCAUGUGACACUGACGGUUUGAUAAGCCAGGCGCUGCUGGUUGGCAACUUUGAGGGAGCCGUGGAUUUGUGUCUCAACGAUGGUCGCUAUGCUGAGGCCAUUUUGCUAUCCAUCAGCGGUGGAGAGGAUCUUCUCAAGAAGACACAGCAGAAAUACCUAAGCAAGCAAAAAAACAGCAUAUCAAUGCUUAUAUCAUCAGUGGUGACCCAGAACUGGAGAGACAUCGUGCAGAACUGUGAGCUGGACAACUGGAAGGAAGCUCUUGCUGCUCUGCUGACUUACGCUCACCCCGAAGACUUUGCUUGUUUUUGCGAUACCUUGGGAAACCGGCUUGAACACGAGGGCACAGAGAAGCGCUGCCUGCAGGCCUGUUUAUGUUACAUCUGCUCUGGGAACAUUGAAAAGCUGGUGGAGUGUUGGGCCUUGCACAGAGACUGCUCUUCCCCUCUUGGACUAGAGGAUCUGGUUGAAAAAGUAAUGAUGCUGCGGAAGUCAAUUGAGCGCCUCCGCAACAGUGAGGUGGCAGUGCAGAGCCCUGUGCUGGCUGAGAAGCUGACCUGCUACGCUGGCAUCCUGGCUGCAGAGGGCAGCUUAGCCACUGCCAUGACCUACCUGCCUGACAACUCAGACCAACCUGGCAUCAGGAUGCUGAGAGACCGGCUGUACCAUGCUCAGGGAGAGGCUACUGCCCAACAGCAACCUCCAAACUCCUUCAACAGGGUCGGUGUACCAACAGCUAAUCCCACUCCUGCAACUCAGCCUCCUGCACAAAAAGCACCAAUCAUGAGUCAGUUCCAGCCAUCUGCUCCACCACAGGUUCCUUCACAGCAGCAGCCUCCAAUGCCAUCAAUGUUUACUCCUCAAGUUCCUCUACCCAACCCUGGCCCAGGUCUCCCAUCAUCUACUCAUGCACAUCCGCCCAGUUCCACCCGCCCAGUUGUAAGGCCUUCCUACCCACAACAUCCUGCUACAGCUCCAGCUUUCUCUUCUCAUCAGCCAUUCCAGCCUCAGCCCGUUUCCAGUGGCGGUCCCUUCUCUCCCACUGGCCCGCCAAUGCCAGCUGCAAGCCUAACUGGGCCUCCACUGCCACCUUCAUCCUCCAUCCCUGGAGGCCUGCCCCCCACUCCAAGCCCUGGGGUGCCUCCUAUAGGAUUUGUACCGUCUACCUCUUUACCCUCAGGCAUGACGCCGCCCAGCUCGCAACCAGGAGCACCAGGUCCAAUUUUCCCUGGCAGCUUCCACAGCCAUGGCUCAGGACCCCCCAUGGCAUCUAGUUCCUUCCCUCCUAUCGGAGCUGGAUAUCCCCAGGGAGGCCCUGGAGCUCCUGCAGCAAAGCCUUUCCCAGCCCCUGUCGUUGCUCCUCCUCCUACAGGACCACAUGAUGGCUGGAAUGAUCCACCAGCAGUUCGCACUGGACCCCGGAAGAAGAAGAUCCCUGAUAACUACACUCCACCAGCCCCCAUCACUGCUCCUGUGAUGGGGUUCCCAGUGGAGGCCCAACAGCCACACAACCACACCCAAGUCCCUCCAGGAGCCCCUCAGGAGCCAAACGUACAGGUUUGUUUCCAACGAAGGAAUGGCAUCAGCUUUUAUGUUUGUUUUUUGUUGUUGUUGUGUUUUUUUUUCCAUUUGUGCGUGUUUGUUGCGCAGCUCCUCCAGCAGUUGCCCGCAGAGAGAGUGGAGCAGAAAGAAAUCCCAGCGGAGCACAUGGUCCUCAAAAGCACCUUUGACAGUUUGGUGCAGCGCUGCCAGCUCGCUGCAGGAGAUCCUCAAACAAAAAGGAAGCUUGACGACGCAGGAAAGCGUUUGGGACACUUGUAUGACAAGCUGAGAGAGCAGUCGCUCUCUCACAACAUCCUGAGUGGACUCCAUGAGAUCAGCCGCUGCGUGGCGAGCCAAAACUACCAGCGGGGCCUGGAGAUCCACACUCAGGUGGUCAGCAGCAGCAACUUCAGCGAGAUCUCUGCCUUCAUGCCCAUCCUCAAAGUGCUCAUGACCAUCGCCAACAAGCUGGGCGUCUAACACCCCGAAACAACACCGACCACUCUUCAGUGUUACCAUGUUGUUGUAUACAUAUUUAUUUCCUUUAAGAGCUGAUGAUGUGUCAACAAUGCGAAUAAUGGCUGAUAGCGUUAUGGAACCUGAUCCCUCCAAGAGGACGCCGCGGCUGUCUGAGCCAAUGAGGUGAAGUUUUUGUAGAUGUCUGUUGAUGUUGCUGUGCUAAUUUUUUUACAAAAAGAUGAAUGUAUUCAGAAAGUGGCUGAGUAUAUGAAUUGAAAAUAGUGAUGUAAUACAUAAAACCGGUUGAUGCAAAGCAGGUGUAUUUCCAUAAAACGCGUUACAUCGUACUGCAGUGUGUAUUUUUCCUUUAUGGCACUCGUGGAUUUUGGGGGGUGGGAGGAAAAGUGGAAUGAAAUGCAUGCAGCGCUCCAGCUGCAAAAACAACACAUCCAGGGCUCACACUAUCAAAAAUCAUGAGAAUAAAAUCUGGGUCGUCUUUACAAUCCACUCCGUCUCUGUAAUCUGUAUGAGGGAGGCACAGACUGGCACAACUGUGUGAACCAUUUUGUAAAAACAAAUCAAAAGCAUUUGAACAAGCAUUUCUGAUUGUUCCGAGGGUUUAUUUCUUGUAAUGACAGUGUGGCGAGUCUGUGGGUCAAAGCACUGAAGAAGAAUGUUCUGUCAAAUGUUUUAUUUUCUAUUAGAUUGAACCUUGAUAGCUUGUGUGAAUGAUUCCCCCGCCCUUUUACCUCCAUAUUUGCAUUAAUGUGCAUGCUUUCGUCUAUUUAUCCUAAGAUGAAUUCAAACAGUAGCUCUUGACAGAUUGCAGAUGAUGUUCAUAGUUUUGUAGCUACUUAUGACAAAAAAGAAAAAAAACAACAACCUGGGUUUGUUUUGUGGCGGCAGAGGGCAGGAAAGUGCCUCACUGUGCCUGUUUUGGUUGCACAGAUAUUUAUACAAUCCAUGUUGCUUACUUUACUCAUUUCGGUAUGUUUUUGAAAUAAAGUUCCACUUAAUAUUUGAAGUCUUCAAACAUAAAAUGGCUCUUAUGAUUCACUGAGUGCAAUAGCUCCUUUUAGCCACAUGUUGGAUUUAAUCAUUUUUUUAUUUUUAUUUUUUCACUUUGUUGUUGUUUUUUCAGUUGAUUAAGACCCAUCAAAUAACUUCCCCCGCUGCAUUUACCUGUUUAAGGAUAAUAAAAAUCAUAUAAUGGC